AUGCCGCUGGCGUGCAUGCCCGACUGGGUGACUCCCGUGAGCUUCGACCCGAGCGCCAUGGCCGCGCGGGGCGCCGCCAAGGGCGCGGGGCAGCAGGAGCCGAUGAGAGUGGCCCUCCACCCGCGCGAUGGCGAGAUCCCGUGGCCCGAGCGCCUGGCGCACCCGGCGGGCGCCCGCCUCGGCGCCGAGCCCCCGCCCUCCGAGGGGAAGGCCUCGCGCACGCAGCGGCGCCGGGCGCAGCGCAAGCUCUGCCGCUCGGCGAGGGCCAGGCUGGUGAUGGCCCCGACGGGGCAGGGCGCGCCUCGGCCGUCGGACGAGGGCUGGGCGUGGUCCGCAUGCGGUCGGUGA
Molecule: messenger RNA, 348 nt
Organism: Prorocentrum cordatum
Lineage: Eukaryota; Dinophyceae; Prorocentrales; Prorocentraceae
Source: the annotation of a GenBank genome assembly